This is a messenger RNA of Solanum dulcamara, 1554 nucleotides long. RefSeq names its product ATPase GET3A-like. The record is from RefSeq and is a predicted model, not a curated record. Bases 271 to 1359 code for a protein of 362 amino acids. The transcript has 7 exons. Gene Ontology annotation, biological process: post-translational protein targeting to endoplasmic reticulum membrane. Gene Ontology annotation, cellular component: GET complex. NCBI's taxonomy places the organism in Eukaryota, Viridiplantae, Streptophyta, Magnoliopsida, Solanales, Solanaceae. Gene Ontology annotation, molecular function: ATP hydrolysis activity; ATP binding.
CAAUAUUCUUUCACCUAAUGUAUCAAAAAAACAAAAAGAUCACACACAAAUUACUUUCUUCAAAAAUAUUUUUUUUGUUAUGUUAAACAAGUUGUAAAGAGGUAGAAAUUGAAACAAAUGAGUAUCAAUGACCAAAUUGAACCAUGAACAUCUUUCUCUAUUGGAUCUGCUGGCCAACAAAGGAUCAACCAUUAAGCCCUCUUCUCAGUUUCAAUUUCUUCUUGAGGGGAGAAUAAAUAAAGAGUAACAGUUGUGUGUGUGUAUGUAUCAAUGGCUUCAAGUAAUGAAGAUUUACCUCAAGGAACAGUAAGGAAUGUGUUGGAACAUGAUACCCUAAAGUGGGUAUUUGUAGGUGGGAAAGGUGGUGUUGGAAAAACAACGUGUAGUUCUACAUUGGGUAUCCUUCUUUCUCAGGUCAGAUCUUCAGUUCUUAUCAUAUCUACUGAUCCUGCUCAUAAUCUCAGUGACGCAUUUCAACAACGCUUUACAAAGGCCCCUACACUUGUCAAUGGAUUCAACAAUUUGUACGCCAUGGAAGUUGAUCCAACCGUGGAGAAUGACGAGACAAUUGGAUCAGAUGGUAUGGAUGAUUUUCUAUCUGAUUUGGCAAAUGCAAUUCCUGGAAUUGAUGAAGCUAUGAGUUUCGCUGAGAUGCUCAAAUUGGUGCAAACAAUGGACUACUCUGUCAUAGUGUUUGAUACAGCCCCAACUGGACAUACUCUACGGUUAUUACAGUUCCCAUCUACGCUAGAGAAGGGGCUUGCCAAAGUGAUGAGUUUGAGGAAUAAAUUUGGCGGCGUUAUAAGUCAGAUGAGUCGUAUAUUUGGUGUAGACACUGAAUUUGGUGAGGAUGCGGUCCUAGGCAAACUUGAAGGCAUGAAAGAUAUAAUUGAACAAGUGAACAGACAGUUCAAGGAUCCAGACUUGACGACAUUCGUUUGUGUUUGCAUUCCGGAAUUCCUCUCUCUAUAUGAGACUGAAAGGCUUGUUCAGGAACUCAUUAAAUUUGAGAUUGAUACACACAACAUUAUAAUUAACCAAGUGCUUUUCGAUGAAGAAGUUGUUGAAUCCAAGCUGCUGAAGGCCAGGAUGCGGAUGCAACAAAAGUACUUGGACCAAUUCUACAUGUUAUAUGACGACUUCAAUAUUACCAAGCUGCCUUUGCUGCCACAAGAGGUUUGUGGUGUUGAAGCGCUGAAAGUGUUUUCACAUAACUUUCUGACACCGUAUCAACCUUCACUUCUUCGAGGUUCAGUGGAAGAGCUGGAAAUGAGAAUAGCCACACUGAAAGAACAGUUGAAAGAUGCCGAAGAAGAACUGGAAAAACUUAGAGCAGGCCAACAAGAAAGUAUAAUGUAGAAAGACUUGGCGGACGGAGGUCAUUAUGUUGCCUUCACUCUUUCUUUAUCUUUUUUUUUUAGGAAACAUUGUCAUCUGAAAAAUUAUAUUUUUCUUGAGAGAAUUUUUUUUUAAGGAACUUUUUCCAUUUUUUUUGGUUCUUUUGUACCUUCAAGAAGACAAUAAAUAAUAUUCAUGAAGUAAACUUGACCACCA